AUGCUAUCCGAACGCAGAGCGAUUUCAAAUAGCCCGCACUCACCUGAAGGAGCUGCAGCUAAUCUCAAUACCCCCGACACCAAGGUGACUGUCUAUUCGCCUGAGGAUCUCAGAGCUCCGUUGUUUGCUCGGGCUCAAAAGGAUCCACGGCAGUCUUUUGAAGGAAUGGCCGGGUUUUCUGUUUCGAACUUCAAUUUCCAACGCUUUGGCUUCGACGUCGGCAAACCUGGCAUUCCUAACGAGAGCCCGGUGAGAACAGUCAGCUAUGCUGGACUGCCAACUCCAAACACCGACUCUCGCUCAAACAAGCUUCAUUUUUCUGAAAGUGCGUUUCUAGCAAGUCCCUUUUCUGGGGCUCGUGCUAGUCUAGGGCUCAGCAAGGGUAAUCCUGAGUUGCCAUACUUCCCCCCAAAAAGUCGUGCUUUCGUGGUCGAGGGCGUUUCCCCUGCUCUCUCGCACUUGGCUGUAGCCAGUCUCUUCACACGCCGAGAGUUUGAAAGCAUCCAGGGCCCUUACCUUUCAGCGCUCAAUUCAUUGGGAAAAUUUAUUGUCUCUUUCACAGACCUACGUGACACUCAGAGGGCUCUCGAGAAAAUCCAGGUCACUCAUCCAGAGUGGCGCGUGAUUCCACUGUCUGCUCGUGAGUACGCUCAAGAUUCAAUGGGCACUACCACUGUUGAAGGCAUUUCAGAUUUCGAAGGCCAGGUCUCCAUCAAGGUCAGUCUCAGGGGAGGCUACCAAGACGAAACCGAGUUCUCUCAGAUGAGUUCUCUUGUUCAAGGCUUGGUGAAGAGCUUUGGCGCUGUCAACGCAUUCAAGGCCACUUCUUCCUUAACAACUAAUGCAAAAGAAUUUUUGGUCGAGUUUUGCGAUACCACUGAUUCUGCGAACACUGUGGCCGCCUUGAACGGUGCAUGUAUUGAGGAGAUUGAACUUGGAGUCAAGCACGUCCGUCCAGACCUUGAAUCUACCUCUGGCAGCUUGCUACAACAACUCAUGAAUACCAGAGAUAACAUGUCACCGAGCACUACUUCUCCUUUCCAGUUCAGUGGAUGUACUCGUGACCACAGUUUUGUCCUAAGUCCAACAGGGCGGUCUACCGUACCGAUGGACGAUCUCUCAGAUAUCAUGGGCUUCCUCUCACCGGCACAGAAAGUGUCUAGAAUUGAUGCCCUGCCCCAGCACGCCGAUAGUCGAUUUGCCGAUCAGCGGCCCAAGCAUCCUCAGAACGUCGUCAACGUUGACCGAAUUCGCAUGGGUCUGGAUGUUCGCACUACGAUCAUGCUUCGAAACAUCCCCAACAAAGUGGAUUUGCCGCUCCUCAAAAACAUUGUGGACGAGACCAGCUUUGGAAAGUACGAUUUCAUGUACUUGAGAAUUGAUUUCGCCAAUAACUGCAAUGUUGGCUACGCCUUUAUCAAUUUCGAAGACCCUAUUGAUAUUAUCGAUUUUGUUGAAGCUCGAGCUGGCCGUACCUGCGACAAAGUUGCCGAGGUCUCAUAUGCCAGACCGCUUGCAGGAACCGAAGAACCCUUCCCAGGUCCCAACAACAUGUCAAAAAUGCGCCGUAGUGUUGAGAAUGCGGAACAAGUUGGUCUUUUUGCCCCGCGCAUGAGCCGCGAUGUGCGACGCGGACAUGGUGCGAUUCGUCCUGAGCAACAGCAGAUUCCGACCACCUCUACUAACACUGCUGCUGCUGCAUUCCUGCGAAAUGCAGCAAGUCCGCCGCAACGUCAGGGCCAAAGCCAGGGUCAGGUGCUUUCAAACUUCACGCCCAUGACUUCGCCCGUUACCCAGAGACGGGGACCUCUUUGA
This is a messenger RNA of Talaromyces atroroseus, 1815 nucleotides long. RefSeq lists its product as hypothetical. The record is from RefSeq and is a predicted model, not a curated record. NCBI's taxonomy places the organism in Eukaryota, Fungi, Ascomycota, Eurotiomycetes, Eurotiales, Trichocomaceae. The transcript has 13 exons. The coding region runs from base 1 to 1815 and encodes 604 amino acids. Gene Ontology annotation, molecular function: RNA binding.